Messenger RNA from Closterium sp. Naga37s-1, 918 nucleotides. The record is from the annotation of a GenBank genome assembly. NCBI's taxonomy places the organism in Eukaryota, Viridiplantae, Streptophyta, Zygnematophyceae, Desmidiales, Closteriaceae.
AUGGCGGAACCCGAGGCGCCGCCGAGCCCUGUGCCUGUGAGGUUCGGCAUCCUAGGGGCGGCGAGGAUCGCAAAGAAGGUGGUCCGCGCGAUGCGGUGCGUGCCGGGUGUCAUCCCGUACGCCAUAGGCAGCCGUUCUUACGAGCGAGCCGCGCAGUUCGCUAAGGAGGUCGGCAUGGCUGACGACGCCGCGAUUUACGGCAGCUACGCUGACGUCAUCGCGGAUCCGUUAGUAGACGCCGUUUAUAUCCCGCUGCCGACUGGGCUCCACGUGGAGUGGGUGGUGAAAGCCGCGAAUCACGGAAAGCAUAUUCUGCUAGAGAAGCCCGUGUCGCUGAAUGUGGAUGAUCUGAAUACCAUGAUCGCAGCCGUCGAUUCGGCGGGGGUUCAGGUCAUGGACGGCACGAUGUGGAUGCACAACCCACGGGCAGCCGAAAUGAAAGCGGCCAUGCAGGACAGAGAAUCUUUCGGGCAGCUCAUGCGCGUGACGUCAAAUUUCUUCUUCCCAGCAUCAGAGGAAUUCAUGAAGAGAGACAUUCGGCUGAAGAAGGAUCUAGACGGAUUGGGGUGCUCCCUCGCUACAAUCACACUCGAAGACUUCACUAUCCCCUUCCAGGAGAAUAAGGUCGAGUUUGUGAUUGAAAAGGGUUCCAGAUGGCCAAAUUCAGAUCUGGUGGUGGAAUCAACGGUGGAGAGAAGGGAGGUUGUGCUGACGUGGACGCAGGAGGCGAUGAUGAUUGCUGAGCUGGCACGGAUCGUGAGGGGAGUGAGAGGGGGGGGAGGGAGGGCGGCAUUGGAUCGGAGAUGGUUGGAUAUGAUGGUGCAGACACAGCGGGUGGUGUGUGCCGUGCAUGACUCGAUUGUGCAAGGAGGAGUGCCGCUGAUUAUAGAGAAUGGCCAGGAGAGAAGUCAGGAGUAG